AUGGCGAAAAGAAUAGCUCAGAGCUCGAUAAACUGGGCUGCACUGGCUGAGAGGGUCCCUGCGGAGCAGAAAGGCCAUCUUGCUGCUUUCAAAGUCAAGUCCGAUGGAUAUCUUCGCAGAGUCCUGGCAAAUCCUCCAGAGCCUCCCAAGAUCAACUGGAACCUAUACAAGCAAACGGUGCCCAUCCCUGGUAUGGUGGAAAACUUCCAAAAGCAAUAUGAAGCUCUGAAAAUUCCAUACCCAGCAGAUACUAUGACUGCGCAGGUGGAAGCUCAAUGGCAACAAAUCAAAAAGGCUAUUGAUGCAUUUGUGCAAGAGUCCAACACAAACAUUGCUUCGUACCAAAAGCAAAUUGAUGAGAUCAAGGCAAUGCUUCCAUAUGACCAGAUGACAAUGGAAGAUUAUCGUGAUGCCUAUCCUGACCAAGCCUUGGACCCCAUCAACAGGCCUACCUUCUGGCCCCAUAACCCUGAGGAGCAGUUGGACUAUGUCGACCCUGAGAAGAAGGCCCAUGCUGCCCAUUAA
Messenger RNA from Parnassius mnemosyne (clouded apollo), 525 nucleotides. Lineage: Eukaryota; Metazoa; Arthropoda; Insecta; Lepidoptera; Papilionidae. The record is from the annotation of a GenBank genome assembly.